CUCAGUUGCUGUGGAGCGAUUCUUCGACGCAGACGAACGGCGGAGUUUACGGAACGUCCGAGGAACAACACAUAAAAGCAGAAAAGCUGAAAAGCAGCGGAGAGGGGCGAAAGCAAAAGCAAGAGCAAAGCACAAGCGAACAGCGAGCACAAAGCAGAGCGCGCAACACGUGAAACAGCAGCCGUCAAUUGGGUUUAAUUUCGAUUCCGAAAGGCGAUUCUGAGGGCUAGACGAGAUGUCCACCGCAGCCACCACGACCACAUCGAUUGAGGGCUACAAGCUCGGAAAGGUCAUCAUCGAGGGCAAGACCAAGCAGGUGUACGACCUGCCCGAGCAGCCGGGCCUGUGCCUGCUCCUCAGCAAGGAUCGCAUCACCGCCGGCGAUGGUGUCAAGGCCCACGACCUGGCGGGCAAGGCGGAGAUCUCCAACACCACCAACGGACAGGUCUUCCGGUUGCUCAACGAGGCCGGAAUCCGCACCGCCUAUGUGAAGCAGUGCGGCUCGAAGGCCUUCAUCGCCCGCAAGUGCCAGAUGAUACCCAUUGAGUGGGUGACCCGGCGCCUGGCCACCGGCUCGUUCCUCAAGCGCAAUGUCGGCGUGCCCGAGGGCUACAGAUUCUCCCCGCCCAAACAGGAGACUUUCUUCAAGGACGAUGCCAACCACGAUCCCCAGUGGAGCGAGGAGCAGAUUGUCUCCGCCAAGUUCGAGCUGAAUGGCCUGGUGAUUGGCCAGGAUGAGGUGGACAUAAUGCGCCGGACCACCCUGCUGGUCUUCGAGAUCCUCGAGCGGGCGUGGCAGACCAAGAACUGUGCCCUGAUCGACAUGAAGGUGGAGUUCGGCAUCUGCGACGAUGGCAACAUAGUGCUGGCCGACAUCAUAGACUCGGACUCGUGGCGCCUGUGGCCGGCGGGCGACAAGCGGCUGAUGGUGGACAAGCAGGUGUACCGCAACCUGGCCUCGGUGACGGCCAGCGACUUGGACACGGUCAAGCGGAACUUCAUCUGGGUGGCCGAGCAAUUGGCCGACAUUGUGCCCAAGAAGGAUCAUCUGGUCGUCGUCCUCAUGGGCAGUGCCUCGGACACUUCGCACAGCGAGAAGAUAGCCACCAGCUGUCGAUCCCUCGGCCUGAAUGUGGAGCUCCGGGUGACUUCCGCCCACAAGGGACCCGAGGAGACGCUGCGCAUUGUGCGCGAGUACGAGUCGGUGAUGAGCAACCUCAUCUUUGUGGCCGUCGCUGGCCGCUCCAAUGGCCUGGGCCCCGUCGUCUCCGGCAGCACCAACUAUCCGGUGAUCAACUGCCCGCCCGUCAAGUCGGACAACAUGCAGGUGGACGUGUGGUCCAGCCUGAACCUGCCAUCGGGCCUGGGCUGUGCCACCGUCUUGUAUCCCGAGGCAGCUGCCCUGCAUGCGGCCACCAUCUUGGGACUGGGCAACUUCAUGGUCUGGUCCAAGUUGCGCGUCAAGGCGCUGAACAACUUCAUCACCCUCAAGAAGGCCGACAAAGAGCUGCGCGGCGUCCGCAAUGCUUAGUUGGGGCAGUGCUUAUGGAGGGUCAACACUGGUGAUCGCUUGAAGAAGUCACCAAGGGAGCCAUAAAUAAUAUGCCAUCUGCAGUCAGCGAUCAUCUAGGGAUCCUUGAAAGAUCAUCCGCAGAUCCCGACGUUUGUUAAUUCCUUUACUUUUUUUUUGUAACCAAACCUUUUUAUUUUCGUAGUAUUAAGAAAGCAUGACUUGAACUAGUUGUAUCCCAUUCUCUGGAUAAGGUAACUCGAAAUACCUAAUAAUAAAAAAGAAAUAUACAAUUUUAAA
Messenger RNA from Drosophila biarmipes, 1810 nucleotides. RefSeq names its product bifunctional phosphoribosylaminoimidazole carboxylase/phosphoribosylaminoimidazole succinocarboxamide synthetase (gene Paics). NCBI's taxonomy places the organism in Eukaryota, Metazoa, Arthropoda, Insecta, Diptera, Drosophilidae. The record is from RefSeq and is a predicted model, not a curated record. The transcript is spliced from 5 exons. Gene Ontology annotation, molecular function: phosphoribosylaminoimidazolesuccinocarboxamide synthase activity. Bases 236 to 1531 code for a protein of 431 amino acids. Gene Ontology annotation, biological process: 'de novo' IMP biosynthetic process.